CACACAUUUCUUUGAGCGAGACUUGUUUCCCGCGCUUUGUCUUUGCUUCUCUUCGCUGCAUGUUGCGUCAAUCUACUUAGCGAUAACUACGGGGUCUUGAUAGCCCAGGGUCCGCUGGGCCGCGCAUAAAGAUGUCCACCGAUACUCCCCAGCCCGGGCCGGCCCAGCGCACGGCUCAGGAUCUGGUGAAGGAGAUAGCGAAAGAGCGCGGCUAUCUUGGCGAAGAGCAGCUUGCGCGGAUUGGAGAGAUUAACCCUGAGCUUAGGCGCGAGGUGGAAGAAGCUCUCCUUCGAAAGGAUGAGAUGAUAGGCUCAGCUGUCUUAACACUGGCACGAAACCUCUACACAAGUAACGCCAGAUUUGUCUUUGAGUUGCUCCAAAAUGCCGACGACAACAACUACAGCACGGCUCUCUCAAGCGGGCAAGGUCCAUAUGUGUCUUUCGAAGUUCGCCCAGAUAAGGUGUCAAUUGAGUGCAAUGAGAACGGCUUCACGCAUGAGAACCUCAAGGCCAUUUGCGCAAUCGGCAAAAGUUCAAAGGUUGGGGCAGCUGGGUACAUUGGUGAGAAGGGCAUUGGCUUCAAGUCAGUGUUUAUGGCGGCUUGGAAGGUUCACAUUCAGUCAAACGACUUUUCCUUCUCGUUCACACAUCGCAAGGGGGACUCCGGUCUCGGCAUGGUUACACCAGUAUGGGAAGAUGCAGAUGAGUCACUGAGAAGCUCUUCGACUCGCAUCACGUUGUUCCUGCAUACGAGUGAUGACCCGGAGGAGGAUGCGAGGCAGCGCGAGACCAUCCGACUUCAGUUCCAAGACUUACAACAUACGAUUCUACUUUUCCUUCGCAAACUCCGAAAAGUGCAGGUCUCAUUCUUCGAUGAGGAUGACACUCAAACGUCAAGCACGACGUACUCUCUCCGUGGGAGCAACCCAGUUACUGUCAAAAAGGAGACUUUUGAGGGGGUGGAGGAGAGGCAGUAUCAUGUCACGAAGCAUGUUGCGGAGAAUAUUCCCAAGAGCGAGAACAGGACGUAUUCCGAAGAGCAGGAUCGCGCCGAUUCGUCUACGGAGGUUGUGUUGGCAUUCCCAUUAGCGGAUUCAGGUACACCAAUUGUCGAGAAUCAAGAUGUAUUCGCAUUUCUGCCAAUGCGCCCAAUGGGCUUCAAGUUCCUCAUUCACACUGAUUUCGUCACCGAGGCCAGUCGACAAGGUAUAGUCACUACAUCCCUCCGAAACCGCGGUCUCUUGAACGGCAUCGCGGAUUGCUUCAUUAAAGCCAUCGAGGAGUUUUGCCAGCAUCCGUCACUCCAAUACCAAUGGAUGCGCUGGCUCCCCCAACGAACCUCUUACCCUUGGGACAGCUUCUGGUCGGGUCUCCUCGAUAGGAUCGAAUCGCGCAUACAGGAAGUCAAAAUACUUCGCACGCUCGGCACUGGAAGAUUGGACUACAUACACGAGCUGUGUCGUCUUCAGCCAUGGUUGCGAGAUAAAAAUGGUGAUCCGCUUUUCACUGAUCUUGACGAGGAGAUUUACCUUGCGAAGGAGUAUACACGUGAUGAUCUGAAGUUGUUGGAGAUGUAUGGACUGGAAAGUAUGUCACCAUCAGAUGCAAUCACUCGUGUUGAGAAGGAUCUCGAAAGGGGCAUCAAGGAUUCGAGGAUGAAAAGUCCUGCUACGGAUAACGAAUGGCACUCACUUGCAGCACGAGCACUCAUCUUGUUGAAGAACACCGCGACAGUGGGUCCAGCUCAGGACCGCCUCAAGCAACUUCGAUUCAUCCCCCUCGAGAAUGGCACCUGGGUUUCUUCAAGCAGCGGGCCACUGUACUAUUCGCAUUCCUCGGGGAGCCUUGCAAUCCCUGACGACCUUGAUUUGAGCCUGAUCGACUCGGAAGCAGCCAGCAACCCUGAUCGUCGUGCGCUCUUUGACAAGUUCGGCGUCAUCGAAGCGCUUGUGAAGGAUGUACGAGCUUUAAUCCUGAAAAAGCCAAUCAAUCCGGUCGCCGAUGCAGGUGCUCUUGCAGUAUCCAUCGCUCAUCUCAAGUUCUUGUACCUUUCCGAGGUACUACUCGAGGAGAAUGAGGAUCAGGCGGAGUUGCGUGGCUACCAUGUGUAUGACCAGAAUAUGAGAGCACGGUCACCAACUAAACAUGAUGUCUAUCUUACAACAGACGACGCGUAUGGACCCAGUGAACUGUUCAAACCUCAAGGAGAUGCGCCCGGCUUCGCAGCGCCUUUUCUUCAUCACAACUACGUCCAGGAAAAGCCAGGUACACCAGCAGGUUACUCUUGGGGAUGGGAUGAAUGGCUCCAGUUACGCCUUCGACUUCGGCUUCAACUUCGACUUACCAAGAAGGGUCCAGACCGAAAGUUAGAGCUGUCUGCCGCCUUUCUCUACAUCGAGCAGCACCGACCGAAAUGUCUUUUGGGUGCCCUUCAGAGAGUCUGGGAUGUUGAAAGAACAAAGGUCAUGGAAUCUACUGAUAUCAUGAGGGAGUUGCGGCAAGUCGAGGUCGUGUGCAAAGGAAGAGAUGAGUUUGCUUUGUCUGAGCCGCUGUCGACUACUUACCUACCUCUGCCUGAGCUUGAGGGGAAGCAUUCACGCUAUGCUGAGGAUGAAGGUUUUGUGUUUCUGGAUUUGGGUGAACCGAUAACUUCGAGCACGUAUCGUUCCAAAUGGGGUUUCUUGGUUGAUGAUCUUGGGGUUGGGUGUACUGAUGAUCUCCAGUUCUAUCUAGCCAUUCUGAGAACUAUCCGGUACAGUAAUGCUGCGGCUGGAGUGUGUCGGAAUACGAGGGUGCUAGAUCUCUACGAAGUCAUUCAUGCCCGGUGUCGGGAAGCUGAUAGCUUCCUCGACGCGCAGGCGGAAGCAAGGCAAGCGAUCAAUGACGGAAACCUGAUAUAUAUUCCCGCACACGACUCGAGCCCAGCGAUGUGGACAUCCUCCGACAGAUGCUUGUGGAACGCCCGAGAAGACAUGCAGACGGCAUACCCUCUCGCCCACCUCUACCGAACCGUUUUCCAUCGCUCAGAAGAAGAGCUCGACGUCUUGCGACAAUUCUUCAAGGCAGCGCUCGGGGUCAAAGACUCUUCCUGGGAGGAUUACCUGAAUGAGAUGCAGAGACUGAAGGACCUGAAGAGUGAGGACUUUGACUGGAUUAAUGACCUGUACAGCUCUUUGGACUCUGAAAGGUUCGGCAUGAUGGAAGUUGAUACUACAAAGCUCAGGAAAACUUUCGCUGAAGAGCCAUUGAUCUACUUCAAUAUCGGCAACGUAAGCCGCUGGUACACAGUCGGUGAAUGCCUAUGGUCGAGCGCUACACAAAUCCGAGGCAGAGUAGCUCUCAACGACCUUUACCCCGAUCUGGAAGAUUUCUUCGUCAGUUUCCUCGGUGUGCAAGAACUUACACUGGACAUGGCCUACGACGAACUCAAGGAGAUGGGCAGCAGAGUGCCACCACCAUCAGUCGCUGCUGUCAAGGAAACCAUCUGGGCGCUCAAUUCUCUACUUGACACAACAGCUGAUCCACCAGAUGAAGAACCUAUCUUUCGAGGAACGGUCUUUCCUUCUGGUAGGACACAAUUCGCUAUUGCCGACCGAAAGGCUCUGGGCGAUAUCUUCGCUCCUCAGGCCAAGAUGCUUGACUUUACGUUGGACGAAGUUCGUCGCUUGCGGCCAUUCCUUUCAUGGCUCGACCUGGAGUCGCGAUAUUUGUCUACCUCUGUACGAGAGAUCUCUACUGUGGCGGGCGGGCUCAUGGACAAGUUACAGUAUCGGGACAGGGAGUUCAGGCAAAAGGCAGAUGGUCUGUUCAGAAUCGCGGUGCAUUUUAACAGUCCUCGGACUUCAGAGGACAGCUCGGAGCUUUAUUGGACCCUCAUGGGUGCAGAGGUCUACGAAACGGAUGGCAUCUCCUCCGAACUCCAUUUGUCACAGGAUGGCCAUGGUCUGGUGCAUGUACAAGAUAGGAGUGAGCUUCACAUACGCGAAGACGACAGCAGCCUCAAGAUAUACGUGCCACGUGAUCCCAAGACCCAAGGAUUCUGUUACUUUUCGACUCUUCCAAGACGGUUCCUAGAAUGGAUGAUGACAGACCCUGUUACUUUACAAGUCAAACAUGCUGGCUCCAAAGCUAUCCAGAUCGUAAGUGCGGUUUUGAAUGCACCUCUCAUCAACAUGGCGCAGAUUCUGGAGGCGGAGGGUGUUGUCGAGGUGGACAUCCCUCAAGACAGGGACGGCCAAGCGACUGAGGACGAGGCUGGGGAAGUCACCGAAGUAGGUCAUGUCGACACCGAAGAGGAGGAUGUACAUGAUGCCACUGUGUAUCAUGAAGCGCUAGAGACAAACGAUGAAACUGGCUCCCACGAGGCGGAGGAAGACCCCAUUACUCGAUUUCUGGCCCAACCGGAGAUUCACGAAGACGAUAUAUCGAGCGACGAAGACUCCAUGCUUCAAACAUUCGACAACUUGAGAUCUCCUCCGAGGCUAUCAGAUCUCCCUGUUCGACAGCGAAGUCCUGCGACUUCAAACUCAUCCAUCACUGGACGACGACUGUUCACCCAAACUUCGUCCACGGCCGAAUACUUCCGCCAAAAUAGGCGAACAUCAUCAAAUGUUCAUCGGAACGUGGGCAGGCAUGAGUCUUUACAGUCGACGCCAAGAUCAGCAAGCCAGCCACAGCCAACCUUUGUCUUUGGCGCUUCCCCUACAGCGCAGCCCAGCUCAGCAUUCCUAUUCCAGAGCUUUGGCGAAGCAUCCCAACAUCCUACCAUCGAAGACGAAGAAGAUUAUCUGAGACUAGUCAGUAAUGUCAUUUCUGCGGCAAACACAACAACUCUUCCUAGUAAGGGCGCUUAUGACAUGUCGGGGCUUUUCGGUGCACUACCAGAAGUAGAUGAAGAAGAGAUUGAGCUAUCACGACGAUUCCGGUCACAUGGCCUUCCUGAACGAGACAUGCGAAUAGGAGCUCUCGGUGAACUAUAUGUCUUUGAACUUCUUCGCAACAUGGAUCCACCACUACCUCGCUUCAGUCGCGACAACUGGCAAAGCCAAAUGCGAAAGUUCGUCACCAUUCAUCCCGACUACUCAGACAUGCUCCCCUGGACCGCCCAAGAAACCGCCGACAUUGUGUACUUUGACCGAAAGCGGGUAUUGACGAAUCACUUGGUGGACAAAGGCUACCUCGACAAAACAGCUUGGCAGAACAAAAAGCCUUUGUUCUUGAUUGAAGUCAAGUCUACAACGGGACAUAGCCGAACACCGUUUUACAUGAGUAAGAGACAGUAUCAAAGGCGAUUAACCAACACUAUCAUCAACCUCAUCAACAACCCGAAGGGUCUCUUGACUACUUUCACCAUGUCUCGUCGUCUUUCUAUCCUCAAGGGUGACGACCUUGUUCCCGACGACAGCAUUCACCCUGAGACACCUAGUCUUACCAAGACUAACCCUCUUAUGCGUCAGGUAGUCACUCCCCCGUCUCUCAGCUCUUCCCAGUCUGAAGAUACCGACAUGGAUUCCUAUCACUCCAACCUUCCCGUCGAUCUCAAGCCCUCCGUUAUUCCCCCUUGCGAUGAUGUCCCUCCUGGACAUGUCCGUCUUCUUGGCGGAUUCAUCUGUCCUGCUGAUCCUGCUGAAUCCAAGGAGGACGAUAACACCGAGGCUAGUGUUUAUCACUGCCCAGCUGAUAUUCUCGAGCCCAAGGAUGCUGGUGAGUUCCCCGGUGAGAAGACUCAGGGUGAUGGCAAGCCUGAGGUCACUUCCCCAAAGGCUCCUCAGCCCCCCAUGCUCUACCUUCGUGGUAUUAGCACUCCUCCAGUUCCAGCUGGCCCGACAUCUUCACCCUUCCAGGGCUACAGCACUCUGUACCAGGGUAUCAACCCCCCUCUCCCUCCGUCUGUCGGCCAUGAGCAUCUUCAGCCUGUCGACCCCUUGACUCGACUUCGUAUGACACCUCAUCAUGCGAUGAAUCCCCCCAGCCCUGACUUUGUUCAGCCCAUUACCCCUUACCACCCCAAACCAAUCGUGCCUGGUCUUCCUGAGCCUAUCGGCCCUCAUCCAGCUCAGCCUAUCGUCUACUACCAUGCUGAGUCUAUUGACCCUCGUGCUCAGGCUGUCGGUGUUCACCCCUUCCAACCCAUGGUCGCUCACUAUUCUGACACUAACAACCCCGAAUUUGUUCAGCCUCUUACCCCCUACAACUCGCAGGCUGUUGCUAUUCAUCAUCCCCAGCGCAUCAGCUCCCUGGGCGAGAUGCUCAGCCCAUCUCCCAACGAGGCUCCCACCCCUACUCCCCCUCACCGUUGCUCCAUCACCACAUUCAACCCUGAGGCGAGUGAGUUUACUCCCAGCCCCACCGGCCCUGGUAUGGACAACCCUGAGGCGACUGAUUUCGCUCUUAGCCCUACCGAUCUUGGCAUGAUCCCCCACGAGGAAGCUGGCGUUGAGGGUUUCGGUGGUCUGGACGCUAACUCUCAAGCUCCUAUGGUCGAGACUAUCCAGGAUACUUACAGCCAGAUCCUAGCCAUCGAGGAUGAGCGUGAUCGUGAAGACGCGAUCAACGACUUCUACUAUAAGCAGGCUCGGCCUUGGACUGAUGAGGACACUCGUCGCGAGAAGGAAGAGCAGGAGCUUGAGGAGCGCAAGCGACGUUUCGGCCGCAAGAACUAA
Messenger RNA from Fusarium oxysporum Fo47, 6662 nucleotides. RefSeq lists its product as uncharacterized. NCBI's taxonomy places the organism in Eukaryota, Fungi, Ascomycota, Sordariomycetes, Hypocreales, Nectriaceae. The transcript has 9 exons. The record is from RefSeq and is a predicted model, not a curated record. Bases 132 to 6662 code for a protein of 2176 amino acids.